Colletotrichum spaethianum is the source of this 474-nucleotide messenger RNA. RefSeq lists its product as uncharacterized. The record is from RefSeq and is a predicted model, not a curated record. Bases 1 to 474 code for a protein of 157 amino acids. The transcript has a single exon. Lineage: Eukaryota; Fungi; Ascomycota; Sordariomycetes; Glomerellales; Glomerellaceae.
AUGCGCUACACUCAGCUUAUCCUCUCCCUCUUCUUCUUCUUUACCUUCGCCAUGGCUCUGCCUGCGCCGGCGCCGGUAGAAGCCGUUGCCGCCGCAGAUAAGAACAAUAACAAGAACGGCACCAAAGCCAACGGAACUAAGGGCGCAAAUGGUAGAACUACCACUAAGGGAACCACAGCCAAGUCCAAUGCCAACAACGGCAACAAUGGCAAGAAGACUAACGCAAACGGCAACGACUGUGCUGCAGCCAACAAGUUGGCCACUGGCAUUGCUAACAAUAUUGCGGUCCAAAAAGAGGAGCAGUCUGACGCCAACACCCUGACAAAUAUCAUCAAAUCGGGCAAUACCGCCGGUUUCGCCUCGGCCAAGCAGAAGUUCCUCAAUACGAUCACCAGAGGCAUGGAUAUCCGCAAGAAGAACCAAAGUAUUGCGCCCAAGAAUAACGCUGCCAUUGCCGGCUUGAACAAGGUAUAA